UCCAACUUCAAUACCCCAACUCAAUUAAACUUGUUGCAACUUGUGUUCUAGUGCUCUUACUAGUCACUUUAACAAAGAAAGUAGCACUAUUUGUUUCUUUCAACUUCCUCAAAUUCAGGGUACUUAUUUCAGCCUUUAUUCCUUUCAUAAAAAACCAAUCGGUAUCUCAAGUUUCUUAAAUUUUUAGUAGAAUUAUCCUCUUUCUUAUUUUAGUCUCAAGUAGUAGAGAAACUAUUCAAAAUGAGGCACUCUUUUAUUUUAUCACUAUCAUUCUCUAUAUAUUUUCUAACUUUAUUUCUUUCAAUAGAAGCUAGACACCAUUUCCAUACAAAACACAAACACUACUCACAUUUUCAUAAUAAUUCAUCUGAAUUUUCACUUCCUCCUUCUUCACUACCUUCACCUUCUAGUUCUAGUGUUCCUGAAGAAGCUCCUAGCCCUGCCCCUGCCAGUGACCACGAGAGUUACAAAAAUGCAUCCGGCUUAUUCGAUGUUCGAACAUUCGGCGCAAUUGGAGAUGGAAUAACUGAUGAUACAGAAUCAAUCAAAAUGGCAUGGGACACUGCUUGUCAAAGUGAAUUAGCACUUAAUGUUAUCUUUGUUCCUCAUGGUUUUUCCUUCAUUGUUCAAUCUACUAUCUUUACAGGUCCUUGUAAAGGUGGCUUAGUAUUAAAGGUUGAUGGCACUCUUAUGACACCUGAUGGACCUGAAUCAUGGCCAAAAAACAACAGUAGGCGUCAAUGGUUAGUUUUUUAUAGAGUCAAUGGAAUGUCACUUGAAGGAAGUGGUUCAAUUGAUGGCAGAGGACAAAAAUGGUGGGACCUUCCUUGUAAGCCUCAUAAGGGACCUAAUGGAACAACAUUACCAGGACCAUGUGACAGCCCAAUUGCCAUAAGGUUUUUCAUGAGUUCAAACUUGAGUGUACAAGGACUUAGGAUAAAAAACAGUCCACAAUUCCAUUUCAGAUUUGAUGGCUGCCAAAGUGUACAUGUUGAAUCAAUCUUCAUAACAGCUCCAGCAUUAAGCCCCAACACUGAUGGAAUACACAUUGAAAAUACCAAUGAUGUGAAAAUAUAUAAUUCUAUCAUUUCCAAUGGUGAUGACUGCGUAUCCAUUGGGUCUGGUUGCUAUGAUGUUGAUAUAAAAAACAUCACAUGUGGACCAGGUCAUGGGAUUAGCAUUGGUAGUUUGGGAAACCACAACUCUAGAGCAUGUGUAUCAAACAUUACAGUGAGGGAUUCAGUUAUAAAAGUAUCAGAUAAUGGUGUUAGAAUUAAGACAUGGCAAGGUGGAUCAGGAUCAGUAUCAGGAGUAACAUUCAGUAAUAUUCACAUGGACAAUGUAAAAAAUCCAAUUAUAAUUGACCAAUUUUACUGCCUCAGUAAAGAAUGCAGCAACAAAACCUCUGCAGUUUUUGUAUCAGAUAUAGUUUACACAAAUAUAAAGGGAACUUAUGAUAUAAGACACCCUCCUAUGCAUUUUGCAUGCAGUGACUCUGUCCCUUGCACAAACUUGACUCUCUCAGAUAUUGAGCUUCUUCCUUCUCAAGGAGAUAUAGUGAAUGAUCCUUUUUGUUGGAAUGCUUAUGGAAAUUCAGAGGCACUAACCAUUCCUCCAGUUUUUUGCUUGCUUGAUGGAAUUCCUCAGUCUAUUUCAGACAAUGACAUUGAUCAUUGCUGACCCUUUAAAUUAUGUUAAGUAAAAAUGUGUUUGUGUAUAUAAUUACAAAAGAAGUAAUUAAGGAAUAUGUAUGUUAUAUAUAGUAUGGUCAUGAGUAUUUGGGUGUCAUUGUUGAGGAGUUGUGUUUUAGAUGCUCCUUCAUAAUUGUUAACUAUGUUUUGUAUAUUUUCAAUUUGAAAUAGAAGUUUGGACUUGUUAGCUUGAA
Molecule: messenger RNA, 1885 nt
Organism: Cicer arietinum (chickpea)
Lineage: Eukaryota; Viridiplantae; Streptophyta; Magnoliopsida; Fabales; Fabaceae
Product: polygalacturonase At1g48100
Biological process (GO): carbohydrate metabolic process
Molecular function (GO): polygalacturonase activity
Source: RefSeq, a predicted model, not a curated record